AUCAAGCACGUAGGCAUGCAGACUGCUUCAACAAACAUUUGUAAAAGAAUGGGUCGCUCUCAGGAGCUCACUGAAUUCAAGUGUAGUAACGUGAUAGGUUGCCACCUGUGCAAUAAGUCUAUCUGUGAAAUUUCCUUGCUACUAAAUAUUCCAUGGUCAAUUGUUUGUGGUAUUAUAACAAAGUGAAAUCAACUGGGAACAAAAGCAACUCAGCCACGAAGUGGUCAGCGAAUGCUAAAGUGCACAGUGUGCAGAAGUCGCCAACUUUCUACAGAGUCAAUAGGUAAAGAUCUCCAAACUUCAUGGGGCCUUCAGAUUAGCACAAAAGUGCGCAGCGAGCUCCAUGGAAUGGGUUUCCAUGGCCGAGCAGCUGCAUCCAAGCUUUACAUCACCAAGUGCAAUGCAAAGCGACGGAUGAAGUGGAGUAAAGCAUGCCUGGACUCUAGAGCAUUGGAGACGUGUUCUCUGGAGCGAUGAAUCGCGCUUCUCUGACGUGAGAAUGGUACUUGUCUAACUGCAUUGAGCCAAGUGUAAAGUUU
This is a messenger RNA of Staurois parvus, 539 nucleotides long. NCBI's taxonomy places the organism in Eukaryota, Metazoa, Chordata, Amphibia, Anura, Ranidae. The record is from the annotation of a GenBank genome assembly.